CAUGCAGUGUGAAAGGAAACCACAAUCAACAGAAGGAGGGGGUGGUCUGAGUGAGAAGUAGUGAAACACAUGCCUUGUCUGUUCAUCACUUCUGCCCCAGGAUGGACAAGGACAGACAGAAGCCAAAGACCUAUGUGUCCACUUUCCGACUGGCCCUCAAGCCUCAAACCAAACCUGUGUGCGUGGAGAAGAAAGGGAAGGAGAAUGGACUGGAUACCACACACAUGAAGAUAAUGGGAAACAACAAACUGGGAUUCUCAUCUGCAACAGAUGCCAGACAGACGCAACUGCAGACCCUGUCAUCACCUCGCUUUAAAGAGCCCCUCCAGGACUGUGCAGUCUGUGAAGGGAGCGAUGCUACAUUUCAAAGUGUUAUCACAGGAAGUCAGCCCCUGAGCAUUUCCUGGCUGCACAAUGGUGAGAAGAUGCAUUCAAGUGCCACUUCCUUCAAGAAUGGUGUUGCCGUUCUGGUUCUGAAACGGUGUUCACGAGGAAAUGCUGGGACGUACACCUGCACAGCGGAGAAUGCUGCUGGGAAGCGGUCAAGUUGCGCUGUGUUACGUGUCACAGGACCAACGAUGAAGGAAAUCCCCAGAACAAGCAACCACGAGCUGCACAGUGAGGUCAAGGUUGUGUCACAUGAAAACACGGUCCCAGCUUCAAAAGGACCUCCUGUGGAGUUUCUUGACCCCCCCGAGCAGGUGGAGGUUCGGUUAGGAGAGCAGGCCCGUCUGCACUGUGGUAGUCGGGGGGCCGAGGGUGUCUGUCAGGAGCAAUAA
Molecule: messenger RNA, 779 nt
Organism: Paralichthys olivaceus (Japanese flounder)
Lineage: Eukaryota; Metazoa; Chordata; Actinopteri; Pleuronectiformes; Paralichthyidae
Source: RefSeq, a predicted model, not a curated record